AUGUUUGAUAGCUUUACUGCUUAUAUAGCUAUAAGUUUUAUUGUCAACAAAGACUCAAGCUCUCUCAUAGAUGUGGGAGGAACCAAAUUACUUCAUUCACAAAUCUGGCAUAAUGAACGCUUCCCAGGAAUUGUUAUUUUUCUCGAAGUUAUCCCCCAUGGUUUUGACUCACACUGUACAGAAUUUACAAGUGCAGUUCAAAUAGGAAUUCACUUUCCUGACCAUAACAACACUAUUUGUGGUGCUAUUUUCCUCACUGUAGAUAAUCAAGUCCAGAAACUUACGCUAUUGCGGCUGCCUGCUGUAGAUAAACAGGAGCAUAUCGAUGAUAUUCGUGAAAUUCUGGCAAUUUAUGGACGAAUUCUGGAUGUAGGUAUUUGCCAGAAACCUAAGUACUGCCACGGAGAUGGUUAUGACUGCUCCAACUUUAAUACUCAUCCCACUUUUCAACGUGGCUUUUGGCUGUGUUACGAAAAUGGACACGCUAAACCCAACUGGUUUCAUGGUACUGUCCGUCACAUUCACCCCCAAAUGUACCAUAAGUCACAGUCUCCUGGUUCCAUGGAUGUGGACUUUGUGAGCCAUAAUGCCUUUAAUCCGAACCCUAUUUUUGUCGCUGUCUCGGUCGAUACUAACAGCACAGAGACAUGA
Molecule: messenger RNA, 651 nt
Organism: Phycomyces blakesleeanus NRRL 1555(-)
Lineage: Eukaryota; Fungi; Mucoromycota; Mucoromycetes; Mucorales; Phycomycetaceae
Exons: 4
Coding region: 1-651 (216 amino acids)
Source: RefSeq, a predicted model, not a curated record